Tarenaya hassleriana is the source of this 3682-nucleotide messenger RNA. RefSeq names its product autophagy-related protein 18g. NCBI's taxonomy places the organism in Eukaryota, Viridiplantae, Streptophyta, Magnoliopsida, Brassicales, Cleomaceae. Bases 415 to 3216 code for a protein of 933 amino acids. Gene Ontology annotation, cellular component: cytoplasm. Gene Ontology annotation, biological process: response to starvation; autophagy. The record is from RefSeq and is a predicted model, not a curated record. The transcript has 9 exons. Gene Ontology annotation, molecular function: protein binding.
AGCUGUAAAAAUGGCGGAAAAAUGAUUCGGUGAAAACGAGAGGGAGAGGAAGAAAAACCAGGCGAUGAUGUGAUGUGAGAGAAAGUCACACGAAACGAAAGAAGAGACCUGUCUCUGUUCAUAUUAUUAUUAUUAUUGCUCGAUAAGCUUUCCAUUGAAGUCAAAGCUUGACCAGACCUUUCAUCGCGACGAAGAAGAAGAAGAUAGAGAGAUCGGCGGGGCAAUCGGAUGUUAUUUCGGUUCUUCGGAGGCCAUCGGAGGAGAUGCUCCGCGGUUUCUGCGGUGGAGGCGGCGGACGGUGACUACGGAGGCGGCGGCUGAAAGGAAGGACUGUCGGUGUCUUUUGUUGUUUUCGUGAGUUGUUGCUCUUUGUGGGUUACUACUACUACUGUCUUAGGUUGUCAGAGGAAGAAGAUGAAGAAGGGGAAAGGGAAGAACAGUGGCUUGUUGCCGAAUUCCUUGAGGAUUAUAUCCUCUUGCCUGAAAACUGUUUCAGCCAACGCCGCCGACGUAGCCUCGUCGGUUCGUUCUGCCGGAGCUUCCGUCGCAGCCUCUAUCUCCUCCGCUGAAGACCACAAGGAUCAGGUGACAUGGGCCGGCUUUGACAAACUUGAAAUUGGUCCAUCCAUCGUCAGACAUGUUCUCUUGCUCGGCUAUCAGAACGGAUUUCAAGCGUUUGAUGUUGAGGAUGCCUCUAAUUUUAGUGAACUGGUCUCGGAACGAGAUGGUCCAGUUUCAUUCUUACAGAUGCAGCCACUGCCAUCGAGGUCUGGUGAUCAUGAAGGUUUUGGUAACUCACAUCCCCUUUUGCUGGUUGUUGCUGGGGAUGGCAAAAAUUGCACGACCUUGGGCCGCAACUGUUUCCAUUCUGGUGGGUUAGUAAGAGAUAAUAAAGCAGACUCUGUAUCAGGAAACAAUGUCAAUUAUCCUACUUCUGUCCGCUUUUACUCCCUUAAGUCUCACAGCUAUGUCCACGUCCUGAGAUUCCGAUCAUCUGUUUGCAUGGUUAGAUGCAGCUCCCAAGUAGUAGCUGUCGGCCUUGCCACGCAAAUAUAUUGCUUUGAUGCACUUACUCUUGAAAGCAAAUUCAGUGUUCUCACCUAUCCUAUUCCUCAGUUGGUGGGACAAGGGACAAUCAGCGUUAAUGUCGGUUAUGGUCCGUUGGCCGUGGGUCCAAGAUGGCUUGCAUAUGCUUCCAAAAGUCCCAUGUCAAUGAAAACAGGACGCCUAAGCUCACAGAGUCUUAAUUCCUCACCAGGUGCCAGCCCAUGUAUAUCACCAGGUGGAAGUAGUUUGAUGGCCCGUUAUGCAAUGGAGUCUAGCAAACAGUUGGCUGCUGGAUUAAUCAACUUGGGUGACAUGGGAUACAAAACAUUUUCGAAAUACUGUCAAGAACUGCUUCCCGAUGGAUCUAGUUCUCCAGUAUCACCAAAUUCAAUCUGGAAAGCCGGUGGAUUGGCAGGAUCAGAUGCAGAGAAUGCAGGGGUGGUUGCUGUUAAAGAUCUUGUUUCUGGAGAUAUAAUAUCACAGUUCAAGGCACAUACAAGUCCCAUUUCAGCACUUUGUUUUGAUCCUAGUGGAACUCUCUUGGUUACUGCUUCAGUGUGUGGGAACAAUAUUAACAUCUUCCAGAUCAUGCCAUCUUGUUCACGCGGUGCGUCUGGUGCCCUGAUUUACGAGUGGAGAUCUUCUCAUAUGCAUCUCUACAAGCUGCACAGGGGCAUCACUUCAGCUUUUUUUAUGCAACAGAUUAUCCAGGACAUUUGCUUUAGUCAUCACGGUCAGUGGGUUGCUGUUAUCUCGUCCAAAGGAACUUGCCAUAUUUUUGUUUUAACCUCAUUUGGAGGUGAUGAUGGGUUGAUACCUUUAAGUUGUGAACAUGAAGAAGGUGCACGAUUUCCUGUUUCAUCUUUGCCAUGGUGUGCUUCAUAUAAUCAGCAGUCCUUAUCACCAUCAUCCCCUGUUUCCCUUUCCGUGGUAAGCAGAAUAAAAUAUAGCAGUUUUGGAUGGCUUAACACGGUAAGUAGUGCUGCUACAGCUGCAACUGGAAAAGUUUUUGUACCGUCGGGUGCUGUGGCAGCUGUUUUUCAUAAAUCUGUUACUCAUGACAACCAACGAAACUCUGGACCUAAGUCACUGGAGCAUAUCUUGGUCUAUACUCCAUCUGGCCAUGUGGUGCAGCAUGAGCUUCUGCCGUCGGUUUGCGUGGAACCAACUGAAAAUGGUUCGAGACUACGAAAAGCUUCACAAGUUCAGGUGGAGGAGGAUGACUUAAGGGUAAAAGUUGAACCCAUUCAAUGGUGGGAUGUAUGUAGGAGGUCGGACUGGCUGGAAAAAGAGGAAUGCCUUUCUGAGGCUACCACUAAAAGGCAACAAGAUGCGGAAAUGGCUUCAAAUAACUUGUCUAAUCACGAGGAUUCUUGUCAACUGCACCUUCUCGGCAUCAACAACAACCAUGGUGAAGUGAAGUCUUUGAAAACUUGUUCCCUGAAGCCCCAUGAAAGUUCCCAUUGUUAUCUCUCAAAUGCUGAGGUACAAAUGAUAUCUGGGGUUUUACCAGUGUGGCAAAACUCAAAGAUUUCUUUCCAUGUGAUGGACUCUCCAAGAGCUGACAGUUCCGCUGGUGGAGAGUUUGAGAUCGAAAAGGUCACCACCCACGGAGUUGAGAUUAAACAGAAAAAGUUGCUGCCUGUUUUUGACCACUUCCAUAGCAUGAAAACAACAUGGGAAGACAGGUUUUCUAUGAAUUAUACUCACACAUCCAAAUUGGAGUCUCAUCAAGUCAAUGGAAAGAUUACCCAAGAUACAAUCAACUGUCACUCUAAGCCUGGAUCCCUCAGCUCUACCGAAAGCUUUGAAGAGAGUUUGUCAAGACGGAGGGAUAAUCUCCUUGAUAUGGAUCGUAUCAGCUGCUUAAAAUCUGCUGCAGCCGCUCACCUGGCCGCAAAUGGUAUGAACAUGACAAAUGGAUUUGUCCACAAACCCGUGAUAGACGAGUCUUCGAAUCCUGAUGAAACACGGAUAGAAAAGCAUAUGAGUAAUGGCUGGUCCAGACCGCCGAAUGGGAUUUGCAAUGGCCAGACAUCUCAGAUACCGACAUUCCUCGCCAGUGAACAACUGCUUUACACAGAAACUCUAGCGGGUGCUUUGCUAGAGGAGCACUGUAAAGCAGAAGAAAACCCAAAUCUCAAGGCGGAGAAACUGGAAGGGAGAUGAAACGGUAAGUGAAGUUUGGAAGAUGCGAAGUGCGAUGAGAAGGCGUUUCUAGCCUCCCUCCCUGGAGUUGGUCGUGGUAACAUAAUCUCUCUUCUUCUUCCUUCCCCCCCUUUUUACCCUUUCUUUACAUGAAAUGAACAUAUGAUGAUAUGAAAUAAAUAAAAUACAUACGUAAAAAGUGUAUUAUGUACAUGUUGUAGAUGGGGGUUGAAACCCUAGAUUCGAGUUUACAGGGGUGGUUUUCAAUUUGUUUUUUUUUUUUUAAAAAAAAUCUCUGUACAUAGGAUCCAUCCACAAAAAAACAAUGGAAAGAGAGAAUGUGAUUAUGAAAAACUGCUUCUUGUUUCUUUUGUAAGUAGUUCCCCAACUUUGAGUGGAUUAUGUUUUGUUUUUUUUGGUAAGGGAUUAUGUAUUGUCAAGGAAAGGAUCAUGUGUCUUUAUUAUAUUUUUGGCACGGAAUUCUCUA